This is a messenger RNA of Anopheles moucheti, 2658 nucleotides long. It is a transcript of the gene Vamp7, whose product is annotated as vesicle-associated membrane protein 7. Gene Ontology annotation, molecular function: SNAP receptor activity; SNARE binding. Lineage: Eukaryota; Metazoa; Arthropoda; Insecta; Diptera; Culicidae. Gene Ontology annotation, biological process: exocytosis; vesicle fusion. The transcript is spliced from 4 exons. The coding region runs from base 774 to 1472 and encodes 232 amino acids. Gene Ontology annotation, cellular component: SNARE complex; membrane. The record is from RefSeq and is a predicted model, not a curated record.
CAAAACAAGAGCUGUACUUGGAUCUUCUUCAGCGUAGGGCAGCGCAUCUCCCUUUUACGCCGUAUUUGUUGCCAGAGUGUGUCGUUUACUCGUCGUGUCAGUUCUGAUGGUUCGUGUGGCGUGAGUUUCCUAGAAAUGUAAAACAAUUUGGAAGACAUAUUCCAAAACACGUCGUAGUAAUUUGUCUCGAAUACGGAAGCCCUUUUUACAAAAGAAAAGAAAAUAAAAAAAGAGCGAAGAAGAUUACGGAAACCCCUUCAAUAACAACAAAACGGCACAAAAACAAGUCAACCAGCUCGGUUCCGCUCGGAUGGAUUGCGAAAAAUUUCCUUUGUUUUGAUGCGACAACGAGUAGGCGAAUGCCAAGAACGAUUGUUGCGUGUUUUCGCUCUCUUCUUCACAAUCGAAGCAAGCGAUUGUGUUGCAGUUUUCCCACCUAAUCUGCCGUAUCAGCUGUAAAAGUCCAUUUCAACUGUUUUGGGUUGUGCGUUUGUAGUUGCACUUUUGGUUUGUGCGCGCGCGUGUGCGUUUUUUUUUGUGUUAUGUGGUAAUACCAAAGAAAAGAACUGUGUUAAAGAUAAGCGUUUCCACGAAAUCGAGUCUGUGUGUUCUGGGUAAGGUUAGCGUGAAAAGGGCACAAAACUGCAAUACUCAAUACUCUCUGCCCGCACACAUACACAUCAUCACCGUCAUCACACAACGCAUACGCGGGUGAUUUACAAAGGCAGACCGACACGUGUGGAAGUUGACGGUUACAGCAGAACAGCAACAAAAUGCCCAUCCUGUUCAGCAUGAUUGCACGCGGCCAGACCGUGCUGGCCAAGUUCGCGGACUGUCUCGGUAACUUUACCGAGGUGACGGAACAGAUCAUCCCGAAGAUACAGCUGAUCGAUCACAAGCUCACCUACUUGCACGGCAACUAUCUGAUCCAUUACAUCUGCGACAACCGUAUCAUCUAUCUCUGCAUUACGGACGAUAAAUUCGACCGUUCGCGUGCGUUCCUGUACCUGCAGGAUAUCAACGAGCGGUUCAUAUGCAUGUACGGGCUGUCGGUGGCCACCGCCAUCACGUACGCAAUGAACACCGAGUUCGCCCGUACGCUAGCCGCACGAAUGCACGCCAUGAACGAAUGUCUGGAGCAGGAUGAAAUUAGCCGCUUCAAUGGGGAAAUUGGCGAGCUAAAGGACAUAAUGGUGAAGAAUAUCGAAAACAUCACCAACCGGGGCGAACGGUUGGAGCUGCUCGUUAACCAAACGGAAAACCUCCGCAACAACUCAGUGACAUUCCGUCAAACAUCGCGCAACCUGGCCCGCACCAUGUUCUGGCGCAACGUGCGCAUGUACUUUCUCGUUACUGCCAUACUGCUGUUCGUGAUCUACGUGAUCGUGAGCAUGGCAUGCGGUGGGUUGCUGUGGCAGAGCUGCAUCAACUCGUCGGGCGCCCCGAAACAACCACCAGCAGGCGGUUUGUAAAUGGGGGAAAGAGUGUGUGGUAGGGUUCGAGGGGUGGGGUUGGAAGGUGGAAAAUUAAAAAAAAAAAGGGAUAACGGGCAGGGCAGGUGUAGGACUCAGUCAUGCAUGCUGGCAACACGGGUUAAGCGAAAGCAGGACACGCUUUUAGCGUAAGGAUUCAUAGGUAGGGACACACGCGUUAAUGUAUGAGCAUAUGCGAAGCGUACAUUGAUUAGAUUUUUUUCCCACUUACACAGCGGGAAUGUAUUUUAUGCACUUGCCACCCUUUACUCCACCCAUUACUCCCCUUGGCACGGUCGGGUGUGUUGUGAUUUGGCAUUGUGAUUGGCAAGAGCUUUGAAUAGCGUUCAACACGCUAUCAAAAUCAAAUUUACUAUGAAACAUAAUACUACACUCCUGUUUCAUUCGUACAAAAUCGAAUGGGAUUUAUUUAGAUUUUCCUUUUUUUUUAUUUUACAAAUUUAUUAAACUACAAAAAAAAACUUCUUCAAUUACAUGUUGUGAACAUCCGCUAACGGAUCGUUGAUUAUUUCGAUUAUGUUUCGUUCUAAAGUACGAAGAUACAAAUGAAUCACGCAGGUGGAGAAGAUACGAAGAAGAUAUGAGUUAUUUUUGUUUUAAACGUUACAUUUCCUUUAGUUUAUGUGAUAUAUAUUACGAUGCGUUUUCUGACCUGCUGCACGCACACCGCAGAAAAGGCUGGAAAAUGAACGAACGAUAAAUUUCGUCUCCUUACUUUAUGCUUUAUCUCCAUUUAUAGUGCCCGUAUCGCGUGAACAAAUUGGUAGCAAGUGGACAGAUAAAUGUGUAGUCCUGUUGCGAAUAUAAGGAAGCAGAUCCCAAGAAGUAUUGAGCCUGUUGCGCACGAUGGUUUGAUUAGCUAGAAAAGCAAAGACGUAUAAACAAAAUGUUAGCAUUAUCAAAAAUGGCGUACAUUAGCCCGGCGGGUUGUUGAAUUGCGAAGUUUCUUUACCUUUUUUUGUUUUUGGUUCUAUAUUAUUACGUUUUUGAAUUAAUAUACUAAAUCAUACGGUGCGGAAUGAUAACGAAAUUCCUUGCGUGUUCCGGCGACAGGAAUACAAUUACUAAGAGAAUGAUCUGAGACUUUUAUGCGGUAAAAGAAACGAAUAUAUAUAUAUACAUAUACUUAUUAACAAAAUAUAGCAGGCAUCGUGGAUUUCAAUUA